AUGCAGCUGGAGAUACCUGAGUGCAGGAGGUGCUUCUGCUGCCUACCUCUCCGCUGCGGCAUCAUCGCAUUCGGCUAUCUCUAUUUGAUCUUUUCAUUGUUCGUGCUGAGCUUGGAGACAUGGCUGGCGGUGACCGGAGUGACCUCGACGCACACUAUGGCCCUCUACAGGGGCGUCUCCUUUUAUACGCAGUUGUGGUUCUUUAUGCUACUGUACGUGAUUGAAGCCGUCUUCAGCAUUGUCCUGCUUAUCGGCGCGCAUGGGAAGAAACCUCGUCUACUGCGAGUGUACUUUUACUACGGGAUUACGACCACUCUGGCGUCUUUGGUCACCCUACUUUCGCUGGCGCACCAUUACGCGAACGCACACUGGGCGAACUCGGUUCUCGAGGGCUCUUUAGCAUUCUGCGGGUUUGCUCUGCAAGCCUACCUCCUACUGUUGAUCAGGACGGAGCUUAAGAAGCUGCGGCAGAACAGCCAGAUAAGCUUUAUAAAUCACGUAGCGGAAGUCGUUGUAGACGUGCCGCGAGAUGAAGAAGCAGGGAACCCCCUC
Messenger RNA from Iphiclides podalirius (scarce swallowtail), 552 nucleotides. The record is from the annotation of a GenBank genome assembly. NCBI's taxonomy places the organism in Eukaryota, Metazoa, Arthropoda, Insecta, Lepidoptera, Papilionidae.